CCUGCGCACUUCUAAAAACGGAUGGGAAAGGCGGUGGGUACAAAAAUAAAUAUUGGAAAGUGUAAUUAUAGACUUGAAAUAAAACAUGGAAGCUAUACAUUGUAGGCAGAAACAGGUUGCUGUUUUAAAAGAUUUAUUUGGAAAGCCUCAUCAAAUGAGUGUACCAUCCUUGUUUAUUUAUGGCCAUACAUCAACAGGCAAGACUCUUGUUCUUAAUACUCUACUGAAAACCAUGAAGCUACCUCACGUUAUUGUGAACUGUGUGGAGUGUUACAAUGAACGUUUUUUAUAUGAAUAUAUCUUGAACUACAUUGCUGGCAACUUUGAUAUGAUGGCAGCAACAGCUGACCUUAUCAAAUGUGACAAUAUGAAUGAUUUUAUACGUCAUCUCAAGCAAAUUGUGACUGGACUAAAUUCUGAAACAUUGUAUAUUGUGUUUGACAAAGCAGAGUUUCUUCGAGACAUGGAACCAAAUAUUCUGCCAACAUUUCUGAAACUGCAAGAAUUGGCUGACUUGAAUGUAUGUGUGAUAAUGGUAUCUGAUAUUGUUUGGGAAAAGUACAGAUUUGGUACUGGAUUUUGUGAGCCAUUUGUGAUAAACUUUCCUGAUUAUAGUAAAGAGGAGCUUGUAGAGAUUUUAUGCCUUGAUUGUCCGGAAGAUUACCCUAUUGGUUUCUACAACAUGUAUGUCAAUCUUGUCCUCAGUAUCUUCCAUUAUGCCUGUACAAAUUUGAAAGAACUUAAACAUCUGGUGUUACUGAAUUUCAAACAUUAUACACAGCCAAUAAAGAAAGGAGAAGUUUCCAUUACUGAUACAAAGAAGUUAUGGAAAAAUAUAGAACCACAUUUAAAGAAAGCAAUGUCAACGUUAUACCUGAGAGAAGUUUCUAGUUGUCAAUGGGAAAACUACCAGUAUCAGUUAGAGACUUCAGAAAAUGCUUCAUUACAAGGUAUGUUAAACAUUGAUCCAGAAAUAAACAU
Molecule: messenger RNA, 981 nt
Organism: Ruditapes philippinarum (Manila clam)
Lineage: Eukaryota; Metazoa; Mollusca; Bivalvia; Venerida; Veneridae
Product: origin recognition complex subunit 5-like
Exons: 9
Biological process (GO): DNA replication initiation; DNA replication
Cellular component (GO): nuclear origin of replication recognition complex; nucleus
Molecular function (GO): DNA replication origin binding
Source: RefSeq, a predicted model, not a curated record